AUGCCUAUCAUGAACUCGUUCGUCAAUGAGAUCUUUGAACGUAUUGCCUCCGAGUCGAGCCGUCUUGCUCACUACAACAAGCGCUCGACCAUCACGAACAGAGAGAUCCAAAUUGCAGUUCGUCUUCUGUUGCCCGGUGAGUUGGCCAAGCAUGCCGUCUCCGAGGACACCAAGGCGGUGACCAAAUACACUGGCACAAAAUCCCAUAUUCCUAAUACUUACAAACGAAGAGUUAAUCUCAAACUUGAUGACCAAGAUCGGAACUUUUGUGGCAGAUUGUAG
Messenger RNA from Echinostoma caproni, 282 nucleotides. The record is from the annotation of a GenBank genome assembly. Lineage: Eukaryota; Metazoa; Platyhelminthes; Trematoda; Plagiorchiida; Echinostomatidae.